This is a messenger RNA of Hypoxylon fragiforme, 2137 nucleotides long. RefSeq names its product MFS general substrate transporter. Bases 381 to 2060 code for a protein of 559 amino acids. The record is from RefSeq and is a predicted model, not a curated record. NCBI's taxonomy places the organism in Eukaryota, Fungi, Ascomycota, Sordariomycetes, Xylariales, Hypoxylaceae. Gene Ontology annotation, molecular function: transmembrane transporter activity. The transcript is spliced from 2 exons. Gene Ontology annotation, biological process: transmembrane transport.
CAACUCGUUUCUUUACCAACUCAUGCUAUCGUCAAUUGCAUAGUACCCUUUGUAUAAGAAGGGCGUGCGUGGCCAUUGACGGAUAAUAAUACCCUGUCCCGAAUGACCUAUUAUACGUAUUUAGAGUUGUACCGCUGUGCUCAAUAUACUAUGGUUUUAUUUAAGUGCUAUGGAAUGUGCCCAGGUCCGAGAAAAAGCUGAAAGUUCCCUAUACAAUAUUCACUUUGUUUGAUACUAUGUAACUCGGUCACUCUAGGCAGUCGAGCGCUAUCCGGGGAUAUUUGCAUAGUGUUGCACAUAGUUGAACAUGAAGUCUAGACGAUAAGAACGAGACCGUAUAUAGUGGCAUUACCAGGUACUUCUUCCCCUUAUCAUACCUUAUGCUAACUUUGCUCUUAGCUGUUGCACGGUUUGCUGAACCCCUCGCCUAUACCUCUGUUUUUCCAUACCUCCCUGAGAUGAUCGCUAGUUUCGGCGUCGAACAGAAAGAAGUUGCAAAAUGGGCCGGCGUCACCAGCUCUGUAUUUUCCUUGGCUCAGAGCUUAACCGCUGUAGCUUGGGGCAGGGCAUCUGAUCGUAUAGGCAGAAAACCUGUCAUCAUGGUUGGGCUUCUCUGUACCAUGACUUGUUUCCUGAUUUGGGGGAUGUCGACAAGCCUAACAAUGGCUAUUGUUGUUCGCGCCAUCCAAGGAGCAUGCAAUGGAAACGUUGGUAUUAUUAGGACGAUGGUUGCCGAGAUGGUGACCGAGAGAGAACUCCAACCGAAGGCCUUCUCUGUAAUGCCUUUAGUCUGGAGUAUCGGUUCGGUAUUCGGGCCCGCUUUCGGUGGCCUUUUCGCAAAGCCAGCAGAUCAAUGGCCAGGUGUUUUCGGCAACAGCAAGUUCUUGAAGGACUAUCCGUUUGCUUUCCCUAAUAUUAUAGGUUCCGUGUUUUUUAUGAUAUCUCUCGCGACCGGUAUUCUCUUCCUCAAGGAAACAUUGCAUAGUAAACGCCAUACGCGGGACUGGGGUCUCGUCCUUGGCGACCGCAUUAAGGAGGCAUUCAUGGUUUCCCCUCGACGACGAGCGCAACGGCUACGACGGUAUUCAAUUCAAGACGCAGAAGUAUCAGCGCCACUAUUAGGAACAACCACUACUACAAAGACGGCAAGGGUCUCUAUUAUAGAGACGAAGAUCCAUGAUCAUAAACCUUUACCUCUGAGUGCGGUAUUCAGCCGCCAAAGCGUCAUCAAUCUUAUCACCUACACAUUCCUAGCCUUACACUCCGUCGCAUACGACCAAGUUCUGCCCGUGUUCCUCAACUACCCACCAGUAGCCCAUACCCCCGAGAACACGUCGCUCCCCUUUUCCUUUAGCGGCGGCUUCGGUUUAACCCACGCCCGUAUUGGUACCAUCUUCGCAGGAUACGGUAUCGUCUCCGGGCUAAUUCAGUUUCUCCUAUUCCCCUCAUUGUGCAAGCGCUUCGGUGUGCUAAGCUGCUUCAGGGCCUGCGUUUUGAUCUUCCCCCUUGUUUACAUUGUCACUCCCUACACGGUGCUAUUCGAAGACACGACCACGCGCUACACUCUCCUCUGCAUCAUCCUAGUCGUCAAGUCGUUCGCGGUGAUCGUCGGCUUCCCCUGCACCACCAUUCUACUCACCAACAGCGCCACCAGUCUGAACAUCCUCGGCACCCUCAACGGCUUCGCGACUACGUUUAGCGCUCUGGGACGUGCCAGUGGUCCAGCUAUGUCCGGCGUUGCCUUCACCUGGGGUGUCAAGCACAACAUGAUCAGUCUACCGUGGUGGAUCCUAGCAUUCAUAGCAGUUUUAGGGGCCAUACCUGCGUGGAUGAUCGUUGACACCGACGGGCCGAGCGGUGCUAGUUCCCCGGCUGACAGCGAAGACGAGGAGGACAUCGAGGUUGAUGACGAGAUUAUAAUCGACGACAGCGAAGAGGACGACGAGAUCAACGGACCUGAGGCUACCCGAACACAAGAAGAUGUCCUCAUAGCAGGCUCACGGCCUGCUAACAACUAUGGAACACUAGGGACUGGGAAAGUCCUGACCCCGACUACGUAACCAGAUGGCCUUACGGUGGGGGAUUUAUGACUUUUGAGGGGAUGUAUAUGUUGGCUCUCACGAUAGUAAGUAAAUGU